This is a messenger RNA of Brachypodium distachyon (stiff brome), 1700 nucleotides long. RefSeq names its product flavin-containing monooxygenase FMO GS-OX-like 4. The coding region runs from base 202 to 1572 and encodes 456 amino acids. The transcript is spliced from 6 exons. Lineage: Eukaryota; Viridiplantae; Streptophyta; Magnoliopsida; Poales; Poaceae. Gene Ontology annotation, molecular function: NADP binding; flavin adenine dinucleotide binding; N,N-dimethylaniline monooxygenase activity. The record is from RefSeq and is a predicted model, not a curated record.
GAAAAUUCGAAGAGAGAGAGAGGAAUAACAGGGGAUUCCCUCCAACUCCAGCUGCUCUUCGCUGCACGCACAUGAGCGGCAGAAAAACAGACACGCGAGGAGGAGAACAGAACAGAACAGAGGAGAUCGAUCGACAUCGACUUCCCUUCCCUUCCCUCCGCGCCGCUCGCUAACUCAUCCCUGAUCCGAUCCGAAUCUCCGAUGCGGCCGCGGCGCUCGGUCCGUGUGGCCGUGAUCGGGGCCGGAGCGGCCGGGCUGGUGGCGGCGCGCGAGCUGCGGCGGGAGGGCCACUCCCCCGUCGUGUUCGAGCGGGCCGACGCCGUGGGCGGCGUCUGGGUCUACGACGAUGCCGUAGCCGGCGGAAGCGAGCAGCGCCCGUCGUCGAGCUGCCUCUACGCGUCCCUCCGCACCAACCUGCCCCGCGAGUCCAUGGGCUUCCUCGACUUCCCCUUCCACGCCGCCGGCGAUGGCGACGCCCGCAGGUUCCCGGGCCACGAGGAGGUGCGCCGGUACCUGGAGGACUUCGCGCGGCGGUUCGACCUCCUCGGGCUCGUCCGGCUCCAGACGGAGGUCGUCCGGGUCACCAGGGAAGCGGCCGGCGCGAGCGAGAGCUGGCGCGUCAGCUACCACACGAGCGAGAGGCGCGAAGCGGAGGAAGAGGAAGUGUUCGACGCCAUGGCCGUCUGCAACGGGCACUACGGCGAGCCACGCUUCGCCGACAUCCCCGGCAUGGACGCCUGGCCUGGGAAGCAGGUGCACAGCAACAACUACCGUGUGCCGGAGCCAUUUCGGCAACAGGUCGUGGUGGUGAUAGGGUGUGGGCCGAGCGGAACGGACAUUGCCAGGGACAUGGCCGGUGUCGCCAAGGAGGUCCAUCUCGCCAACCGAUCGGCGCCGGCUUCCACUUGCGAGAGGCUGCCUCUGCCUGGCAAUGCUAACCUGUGGCUCCAUUCCAUGGUCGACCGUGCUGAGGAAGACGGCACCGUGGUAUUCCAAGACGGCAGUCGGGUCAAGGCGGAUGUCAUCAUGCACUGCACUGGAUACAAGUACAGCUUCCCAUUCCUCGGCGAAGACUCGACCAUCUCCGUGGAUGACAACCGUGUCGGUCCUCUGUACAAGCAUGUGUUCCCGCCGCAGCUAGCUCCCCGGCUCUCCUUCAUUGGGUUGCCAGUAAAGGUAAUCCCUUUCCCACUGUUCGAGCUCCAGAGCAGCUGGGUGGCCGGCGUCCUGUCGGGACGAAUUGAGCUCCCGUCCGAGGAGGAGAUGACGCGAGACGUGACGGCAUUCUACUCGGCGCUGAGCUCUCGCGGGUGUCCCCGGAGAUACACCCACAACAUGCGAAACCAUGAGUUCGAGCACGAGGACUGGCUCGCGAGCCAAUGCCGGCGCGAGAGGAUCGCCGAGUGGAGGAGGGGGAUGUUCGCUGCCGCGACCGGGAAGAACGCCUUGGGCCGCAUGGGGAGCUACAGGGACGAAUGGGACGCCGGCGAUGGCGACCAGCUCGACCUUUUGCUGGCCCGAGCAAACCGAGAAUUCGCCCAGUAUUUUCUUCCUGCGGCUCCCCCGCCUUAAUUUCCCUCCCCCGGUUGUUCGCGGCAGAUAUCAAGGAACAGAAGAUGAAGAACACGCUUGCUGUACAGUGACAUUUUACCCUUAAUGAUUUACCUAAGGGGAGUUCAAUUCAUUCAUUCAUUCAUCCA